Molecule: messenger RNA, 3400 nt
Organism: Paramecium pentaurelia
Lineage: Eukaryota; Ciliophora; Oligohymenophorea; Peniculida; Parameciidae
Source: the annotation of a GenBank genome assembly
AUGACAGAUAGAGAGGAAUCUAUGAAAUAUUAUCACUCAAGAGAAUCAGAAAAUGAUGAAUAAAGAAAGCCUAGUUUUGCAAUGAUGAGCAUUGUUAUAAAUUAACCACAUCCAGUAUGUAUUACAAUGCUAUUUUUUAUGCUAAAAACAUAGAUUUCAAUGGAGUUAGCCAACAAAAAUCAAAUGAUAUUGAAUAAAAACAUGGUCCUUUGGUAUAAAAGUAAAAAAUUAUAAAAAGUUAACUGAUAAAUAAAAAUGUUUACCAUUAGUAAAAAAAGAAAUGAGUAGAGAGGAAAUUGAUGAACAAGAAGGAAAAGUUCGAAAAUUAAGAAGUCCUUCAAGCGUAGCAGAAAUUAAUGAUUAAAAAUCAAAUAGAAGUUAAUCAAGUGCAAGGAGUGGUAAGAGUGCAAAGCCAAUGAGUAUUCAAAUAAUCAAUGAAGAGCCUAAGAAGAAAUAAAUAAGAAGAAUGAAUAGCAAAAUUAAAUAAAGGUUUUAAAAAAAAUAAAAUAUCAAAUAAACAUCUGCAAUUUAGAAAUUCGUUUCUUAAUUUAUUGAAGGAUGGGCAUUCUCAAUUUUAAUGGCUAUAGUUACACUUUAUGCACUUUUUGGAGAUGAUAUAAGAAUUUUAACAGUUAAUAAAGAUCAAGAUGAUAUCUUCUUUAUUCUUACAAUAAUAAGCAUGUCUUUUUUUACAAUAGAAAUAAUUCUAACAUCAAUAGCAAAUCCAAAUUAUAUUCUAAAUGUAAUUAAUUAAGAGCUAAGAUUAGUUUUAUUUUUUUCUUGAUGUAAUAUCGACUGCUACAAUGAUUUUAGAUAUUGGAUGGAUAACAGAUUUAUGGUAUGGAGAUGAAGGAGAUAUAGGUAAUGCUGCUACAAUCAAGGCUUUGGGUAGAGCAUCCAGGGUUGCAAGAAAAGCUGCAAGAGUCAUUAGAAUUAUUCGUCUAGUAAGGCUAGUAAAAUUAUACAAACAUGCUAGACAAUAGUAUGAAAAGGAUUAAUAAAGAAAAAUUCUUUAAGAAAUAUUAAAAUAAAAUAGAUUAUUAAGUGAUGAGAACUAAAGACAAUAAUAAUAAUAAUAAUAAUAAUAAUAAUAAUAAUAAUAAUAAUAAUAAUAAAAAAUUAAUUCAUAAUCUCAAAAAUAAAUUUAUGUUCAAAGAAAUCAAUCUUUUCCAUCUCCUCCUGCAUCUCGUAGUCAUUAAUAUAAAAAUAAUGAUGAUAAAUAAGAGUAGAGUGAAUUAUAAUAGUAAAUUAAGGAUACUUGUAAACCAUUUUUAGGUUAAAUUUAAUAAUAAUAGAAUUCUUAAUAAAAUAAUUAAGUAAAUAGUUCUUAAUUAUCUGCUAUAUCAAUCUAAUAAGGAUAAUAAUCUGAUUAAAAUGCAUAAGGAAAUAAUAGUAGUAGUGAUUAGUUAAGAUAAAGUCAAUAAUCUCUAUAGCAAUCUCAAAAUGUUCAAGAAAGUAAUGUGGGUUCUCGAUUGUCUGAUUUAGUAAUGAGAAGAGUCAUUACGAUAAUUUUAGCAAUAUUAAUUAGUAUACCAGUAUUAACUUUAGAUACUUAUUAAGAAACAAUAAAUUCUUAUGAUUCUGGUAUUUUUAGAAUUGGUUAAUUUAGAAAUGAUCAAAAACUUGUAGAAAUCUUAACAAUGCAAUAUGUUCAAUUUCAUUAGGAUGAGCUUUUUCCAAUUUUAGCUGUUUUUGUUAUAAGAAACGAUGUAACAGACAAAUUUCCAAAAUUAAAUGAAACAAAUUUUUAAGUAUUCAAUUAUUCUCAAAAUUCUGAUUGGUUUUAAUCUACAAACCAAAAUAUUGAUUAAUAUAGAUUCUCUGAUAAACAAUAUUAUGCUGCAAUAGAUACAGAUAAUAAAUUAAUAACAUGUUCAGUUGGUGAUUUAGUUGAUUACAAUUAAACAAAUGCUAUUCUCUCAAUAUUUUAGACAUUAUUUGUAUGUAUAGUAUUGGCUUCGAGUGCCAUUUUGUUUAAUAAAAAUGUGAAUGAAUUGGUUAUUGAACCUAUAGAAAAAAUGAUGGAAAAGAUAGAAUUAAUUGCUUAGAAUCCUUUGGAAGCAGUAAACAUAGAGGAGUAAGAGGAUUUGAUAAUGGAGAGAUUAGAAUAGGAUGAAGAUCAUGAAAAGAUAAAGGAAAAGUAUAUUGAGAAAUAAAUGGAAACAUAUAUUCUUUAAAGAUUGAUCAUGAAAGUUGGAGCUUUAUUAGCUGUUGGAUUUGGAGAAGCAGGAUCAGAAAUCAUAGCAGAAAACAUUAAGAAAGGAGGGAGUGUAGAUCCAAUGCUUCCAGGUAAGAAAAUAAUGGCUAUAUUUGGUUUUUGUGAUAUUAGAAAUUUUACUGAUGCAACAGAAGUUUUAUAAGAAGAAGUAAUGGUAUUUGUUAAUGAAAUUGCUGAGAUUGUACAUUCAACAGUUAAUUAAUAUGGAGGAUCAGCAAAUAAAAAUAUUGGAGAUGCUUUCCUAUUAGUUUGGAAAUAUUUACCUAUGGAAUAUCAUCCAAAUCCACAAAAUCCUUAGAAGUUGAUUGUGAAAACAGAUCAUCAUAUAAAAUAAAAAGGAGAUAUGGCAGUGUUGGCUUUUUUAAAAAUAAUUACUUCAAUAUCAAUUUCAAAGAAAUUAGAGAAAUACAAGAAGCAUACUGGUUUGAAUGCAAGAAUGAAAGAUUAUUCUGUUAAAAUGGGAUUUGGAUUACAUAUGGGAUGGGGUAUUGAAGGAGCAAUUGGUUCGUCUUUUAAAAUAGAUGCUUCAUACUUGAGUCCAAAUGUUAAUAUGGCAUCUAGAUUAGAAGCUGCAACUAAAUAAUUUGGUUCGAUUAUAUUAAUUAGUGGGAUUUUAAAAUAAUAUUUGACUGAAGAAUGCCAAAAAUAAUUAAGAUAAAUAGACAUUGUGACAGUGAAAGGUAGUGUAGAACCAGUUGAAAUUCAUACUAUUGAUAUGUCAAUAAAGAAUUUGAUACAAAAGACAAAAGAUCUAAAAGAUAAAUUUGACACAAGUAAGAUGAAUCAGAAAGAAUAAAAACAAUUUCGAGUUCUUAGUCGAUUCAAAAGAGAAUAAUUACAAAAGGAUGUUUUAAAAGACAAAGUUAAUGUUGUAAGUUAAUUUCUUACUGAUGAAGAACUAGUUUAUUCAAGAGAACCUUUUACAAAAGUAAUUUAUUUAUAUAUCUUUAGGAAUUCUAUUAAACUUGGAAAGAAGGGUUUUAACAUUAUAUUAAAGGAACAUGGGAUAAGGCUUAAUUAAUAUUCUAAAAAACUUUGGUAUUUUGAUUAUAAUAAACUUUAAAGAGCAUGAUUCCUGAACAUAAAGACGGUCCAUCAAAUACUCUUUUAGAUGUGAUACAUUCUAAUGGUGGAAAGGCUCCACAUGAUUGGAAAGGAUAUAGAGAGCUUACAGAAAAAUGA